This is a messenger RNA of Antechinus flavipes (yellow-footed antechinus), 7686 nucleotides long. Its product is annotated as galactosylceramide sulfotransferase-like. Gene Ontology annotation, cellular component: membrane. Gene Ontology annotation, biological process: galactosylceramide biosynthetic process; myelination. The record is from RefSeq and is a predicted model, not a curated record. Lineage: Eukaryota; Metazoa; Chordata; Mammalia; Dasyuromorphia; Dasyuridae. Gene Ontology annotation, molecular function: galactosylceramide sulfotransferase activity. The transcript has 3 exons. Bases 689 to 1933 code for a protein of 414 amino acids.
CCUGGGGCGACCAAGGGCCGAAUCCUGGCCCCGGACCCCCAGAUGAGGCGGGCUGGGCGGAAGUCGGGGGGGAGCUUGUUCCGAGGGCACGGAAUGGCCCAGGGGCCUGGGGCUCAGCUGAGGGCUCCCCCCGGGGGGCCAGGGAGGGCGCCGUGAGUGAGGGGCAGGGGCCCGUCCCCGGCCUCCCUCCGCCCCGGCCCGGCCUGGCAGCUGCCCCGAGAACCGCCCCCCUCACAAGGGAUGCUUUGGGGGCUCAUCCUGGCUGACUCCAGAUUCCGGGGGCCUGGAGCAGGCGGAGUUCAGCCCGGACAAUGGCCCCGUUGCUGGGGCCGCCGCAGCUGGGAGACAAACGGGCCCGUUGUUCGGGGGCCUCCGGGCCGGGCCCAGAGGUGAAUGGCUUCUCUGUGCUUCCCGCCCGGCCCGUCCAGCUCCCAGGAAUGGGGGGGGGGGGCCGGGGCCGGGGGCUGGGGCUCGUCAUUGGCUGAGGGAGCCGGGGAGGAGGGUGGGAGCGGGCAGGAGACCUGGCCCCGCACCUGAGGGCCGCUGAGCGGGGCCUGGGCCCGAGUGUCCAUGCGGUGGCCCCGGAGCGGCGCCGGACAGACGCGGGGAGCCCCCAGGGCCCUGGACGGCACGCGGAGGCCCCCCCGGGGAGCUGCCCCGAGGAGCUCGGGAGAGAAGGGUCACUGAGAUGCCUUCUCUGAGGAAACCCUGGCACUCCAUGGCGAAGGCGCUCAUCCUGGGAUGUCUCUUCACCGGCUUCCUUCUGCUCUUCUACGCCUACGUGGCCCCCCUGCAAGUCAGCAUGGCUGAGCCCCCGGACGAAAGCUCCUGCUCUCCGCCCGCGCCGCCCCUCAACAGCAGCCACGAGGGCUCGUGCCGGCCCAAGACGGACAUCGUGUUCAUGAAGACGCACAAGACGGCCAGCAGCACCCUGCUCAACAUCCUGUUCCGCUUCGGCCAGAAGCACCGGCUCAAGUUCGCCUUCCCCAGCGGCUACAACGACUUCAACUACCCGUCCUUCUUCAAGCGCAGCCUGGUGCACAACUACCAGCCCGGGGACUGCUUCAACAUCAUCUGCAACCACAUGCGCUUCCGCUACCCGGAGGUGCGCGGCCUGGUGGCGCCCAACGCCACGUUCAUCACGGUGCUGCGCGACCCCGCCCACCUCUUCGAGUCGUCCUUCCACUACUUCGGGAUGGUGGUGCCCUUCACGUGGCGGCUCACGGGCCGCGACAAGCUGGCCAAGUUCCUGCAGGACCCCGACCGCUACUACAACCCCAAGGGCUUCAACGCGCACUACCUGCGCAACCUGCUCUUCUUCGACCUGGGCUACGACAGCGGGCUGGACCCCCGCAGCCCGCAGGUGGCCGAGCACAUCCUGGAGGUGGAGCAGCGCUUCCACCUGGUCAUGCUGCAGGAGUACUUCGACGAGUCGCUGGUGCUGCUCAAGGAGCUGCUGUGCUGGGAGCUCGAGGACAUCGUGUACUUCAAGCUGAACGCGCGCCGGGCCUCGGCCGUGCCGCAGCUCACCGGGGAGCUCUACCGGCGCGCCACCGCCUGGAACCAGCUGGACGCGCUGCUCUACCGCCACUUCAACGCCAGCUUCUGGCGCAAGGUGGAGGCCUUCGGGCGCGAGCGCAUGGCCCGGGAGGUGGCCUCCCUGCGGCGGGAGAACGAGCGCAUGCGCAGCAUCUGCAUCGACGGCGGCCGGGCGGUGGACGCCGAGGCCAUCCAGGAGGCGUCCAUGCAGCCCUGGCAGCCGCUGGGCACCAAGACCAUCCUGGGCUACAACCUGAAGAAGCGCAUCAGCCGGCGGCACCAGCAGCUGUGCCGCAAGAUGCUGACCCCCGAGAUCCAGUACCUCAUCGACCUGGGGGUCAACCUGUGGGUCGUGCGGCUGCUGAAGUACGUCCGCGAGUUCCUCCGCUGGUGACGGGGCCGCCCCUCGCCGGCCCUCCCCUCCGGCCCCCCGCGGGCCGGGCCUGGGGCUUUCCUCUCAGGGAGCAGUCCAAGCGGGAUCGGACCCUCCCCCUCCGAGCCGGCCCGCUCCUCCCCAUCCCUCCCUCCCCUAGCGCAGAGGGCCCGGGCGGCGGCGAGACAUUAACCAAGAGUAGCGUUCGACUAAUUGUAAAUUUUGUAUUGAAAAAGAUAAAAGAAAAAAAGAAAAAAAAAAAAGGAAUGUUAUCUAUUCCCGCCCCGCCCUUCAUGCAGGGGCAACUUCUGAAGCAAAGGGAUUGGUUGGUUGUGUCCUAGUUAAUGGGGCUCCGACUGAGGGGCAGGGGCGCGGGAGGAGACAAUAACGGGAACCCCUCUCUUCCCCCUCCCCCCUCCCCCGUUCGGUCUGAGAGGGCGGGUCUGUCCCUGGCGCCGCCAGAAGCUGGCGCGCGCUUUGAGUCAACAUCCAUUCAGCCUGAAUGAGCCCCUAGCCAUGCUCCCCUCCCCAGAGACGCCACAGGGCCCAUCGAGGCAAAAUAUAUGUCAUUAAAUAUCAUCGAAAGACUGACAAGGAAAACCACUCCAGAGUUAGGGGCGCCCCCUUAGGCUUUCACAAUCCCCACGAGAGGGCGCUCAUCUGUAGAGGAGCACGUGUAGGAGAAGCCAGAGACCUGGCUGGGGAAUACAUGUGCCCAAUGGGAUAAUAACAAUAGCUAACACUGUAUGAUGACUUACUGUGAAAAGCACUUGAGAGAGAGGAUCUCAUUUGAUCCUCCCAUAAUACCCCAUUCUGUGUCAGCUGCUGCCCUUCUCCCAGGGCGCCAUCAGGUUGGGGGCCCUUUCUUCCUUGGGAAAAAGCCUCCAGGUCCUUUGUGAUUUAGUUCUUGUAACCAGGGGGCCGCAGAAGCCAUUAGUCCACAAGCACCUACUCUGUGUCAGGCCCUGGACUAAGUGUUGGGGAUAAUAUUGAGACCAGAAGAAAGACAGUUCCUGCCCCCAGUGAGCUCACAUUCUGAUGAAGGAAAACACAUAAGAGGGAGCUAAAAACCACAUAAAGGGCAGGACCAUGAAAUGAGGGAUGGAGCUAAGAGUGAAGGAUGGCUCAGCUCAGCUUCCUCAGAAGUUCUGGAAGGAUCACCAAUGAGAGGAGGGGGUCCUCAGGGUGGGGGGUCCUCAGGGUGUGACAGAUUUUCCACGAUGAGAAGUCCUCAAAAAAGGGGGAGCACCAGCUAUCACCCUUAUACUGCUUGAUCUCAAACUAUUUUUUGAGUUAGAAUGAAAAAAAAAUUCCUUUUAACUCCCAUUAUACCCUUGGCCACUGCCAUGCAAAUUACCCUCCCAGCAUGCAGUAUUGCAAGACGGAAAGGAGAGAUUAAGAAAAAUCACAUUUUCUAAUAUUCUAACAAAGUAGGGAGUCAGAUGGAGACUGGCCUCCGAUGUUCUACAGUAAAACAUGGAAACGUGUCUCCUUUAGUGUGAUUGCCAUCAAUAAAACCAUAUCUGUUUCUGAAACUGAACCAUUUGACAGGAUCAGGGACUGGGGGUGGGGGGAGUUUCUUCUCGGGGUCCUUAGUAGCUGAGGCUGCUGGGGACCCGGGAGCUGCUGGAACAGUUUCCAGGCCACAAGGGGUCCUUCUCUGAAUGAUGGCUGUGGGGAUCAGACUUCCAUCAGUGGUCUGCGGGUGGCUGUGAUUUCUGGGGCUCUUGGUUUGCUUGCCUGUCAGCCAGAAUUUGUCAGCAGCUGUAGAGACGAGGAAAGGGGCUGAGGGAGGUAGCUCACCUUUUUCUCCACAAGGGCUGGUCCCCGAGUCCUGCUUUGCUGAAGAUCUAGGGGUUCAUGGCUUCGUGGGAAAAUUGAAACAAUUAUUCCCGAGUUCUUAGAUUUAGAGUCAGAAAGAACCAUAGUAGUCAUCUGGUCAGACCCCGCCAUCUUCUCAUGAAUGAGAAAACUGAGAGACAUAAGAUGAAAUAUCUUGCCCUACGUCACAGAGCUUUGAACCCAAGUCUUUGGACCUUUUCCAUUGUAUUAUACUUCCUGCCUUAAGAUCUGAAGUCUAACUCAAGUUCUGUUUCUUGCUACGUACAUGACCACAGGCAGGUCCCUUCUCCCUCUUCCUUUCUGCCUCAAUAUAAAGUAUAAAGGUCUCUCUGGAGCCCUGACAGUUCCGUAUUCCCUGGCCUUGGGUCCCUUCCAGCUCAAUACUACCCUCUAGUGCCCAGUCCCUGGUGCACAAGGCCGGCCAGGCGCUGUCCAUAGUGCAGGGUGGUUGAAUUCCUACUAUUUCUCUUCCAUGGAGAGAUUGUUUUUUAAAAACAAAAACAAAAACUCUUAGGGUAUUGCUGGAUUACAAGCCCAAUAUGAGCCAUCAUGGCAGCCCCAAAGCCCGGUGGAAUUUUAAGUUGCAACAAGAGAACCAUCGUUUCCAGGAAUAAAGCGGUGAUAGCCCUGUCAUGCUUUGUCCUGGUCAAGCUACAUCUGGAGCACCAGCCUCCUUUCUGGCUUCAUAUCUUGGAAAGGAAACCUAAACUGGGGGAUGUCUACAGCGAGGCAGCUAGGAUGGUCUUGAAGGGCUUUUCACAGGAGGAUCGAUUGGAAGAACUGGGCGUAAUUGAUUUUGGAGGUCAUAGGGAGCCAUUGAAGUUUAUUGAAUAAAGGGGAGACAAGGUUAAAUCUAUACUUUAGGAAAAUCACUUUGGCAACUAAGUGAAGGACGGAUUCGAAUAGGGAGACUUGAAGCAAUGGGACCAAGGAGAUGGAUAUCGCAGUGGUCCAGGUGAAACGUGAGAAAGGUCUGAACCAGAGCAAUGACUGUGAAUGGAGAAGAGAUACACACAAAAGAUGUUUUUGAAGCAGAAAUGACAAAUUUUAGCCACAGACUGGAUGUGUGGAGUGAAUUUGAAUGAGGAGUUAAGGAUGAGAUCAAGGUUUCUAGUCUGAGCAGGAUGGUAUGGAAUGAGCAGAACCAGGAGAACAUUGUACACUGUCACAAUAUGUGAUGAAGAAUGACAGCUCUUCUCAACAAAUUAAAGAUCCAAGACAGUUCCAAAGGAUUUAUGAUGAAAUACUCUCCAUCUCCAGAGAAAUAAUGAUGGAGUCUGAGUACAAAUCAUAGAAUACUUUGUUUUUACUUUUUUUUUUUUGGUCUUUGUUUCAUUUUGUUUUCCUUUUUCGUGAGGCAGUUGGGGUUAAAUGACUUGCCCAGGGUCACAUAGCUAAAUUUCAUGUUAUGUUUGAAAUUUCUGCAGGAGAACCAAUUUAAAGUAUUCAAUAAGUAGUUGGAGAUGUGAGACAAAAGAUCAGGCGGUCGACUAGGAUUGGCUAUGUAGAUGGGGGAGGGAGAGUAUCUACUAUGUGCCAGGCACUGUUGUAAGUAUUUUAAAAAGCAUUUGAUCCUCACAGCAACCCUUCAAGGUGGGUGUUUUUCUUAUCUUCGUUUUAAAAUCGAAGCAACCAAGGCAAACAGAGGUUACGUAACUUGCGCAGAGUUAUAUACCUAGGAAGUGUUUGGGUCUAGAUGUGGCUCAGAUCUUCCAGGCUGCAAAUCUAGCCUCUGCCCCCCUGUCUCUAGUUCUGGGCCUCAUCCAUAUAAAUAUGCAUUCAUGGGAGUUACUGAGAUCCAAAGGAGAGAGCAUAGGAGAAAAAACAAGAUGGCUCCAGACGGAGACUUGAGGGACAGCCACAAGUAGGAGUUAUGAUCUAGAUGAAGAUCAGACAGAGGAAUUUGAGAAAAAGUGGUCUGAUAGGUAAGAAAAGAAAGAGGAUAGAUCAAGGUCACAAACAUUCAGAGAUUCAGAGAUCCAAGAGGAGAAAGUGCUCACCAGCUAAGGUUAAUUGUUAUUUUGAGGAUUUCUUUAUGUAUGGGAUUGACCCGAUGGCCACUGAGGUACCCUCCAACUCAUAAAUGACUAUGAUUCCAUGAGGUUGAUCCAAGGGAUAAGAAAAUGUUUCCUGAUGAAACGGCCCCUGAGCUGAGCCUUGAGGGAUUCUAAGAAGUGGAGGGAAGAGAUAUCAUAUGAAAACCCAUGCAUCAAAUGGAAUCAGAUACAAUGGUGUGCUCCUCUCUUAGAAGAUCAUUCUAAGUGGAAAGGUUCACUGUUAAAAAUGUAGCUCCUGAGUGCCCACUGGUGCCAGUCUUAAGGCACAAGAAGCUCAAGGCAAAAGUAUUGCUGAAAAGGUAUAUUAAGAGCAGUGACAACAAAACUUCUCCACAGUAAACACUUCCAUGAAAGCACAGAGCAUCAAAGGGAAGGGUGGAUGCAUCGAGUUCACAAGUGGAGAGGCACAGAAAACAUAUGUGACCAAGGCAUGCACAAAAAGGGGGGAAAUUCUUAUGCUUCAGGCUCGUAGAGCAUUUUUGGACUAGCCAUGCUCCUCCAUGCUCAAUAGUCUACGUCGAUAGUUUUCACGUUUCUCUCUUUUUAUAUUGUGAAUGAUUUUGCUUUGUCAUGAUUGUAAGCUUUUUUGGCUUUACUUGAUGCAUAGUAAAAAAAAGAAACAAAAACUUUUCCAGUCCCUUAUUUUUAUUCUACAUAUGUCUUUGUUGUUGUUGUUUUAUUUUUAAAUUUUUUUAGUUUUUUUUUUAUUUUCAAAAUAUAUGCAAAAAUAAUUUUCAACAUUCACCCUUGUGAAAUCUUGUGUUCCAAAUUUUUCACCUUUCUUUCUCCCCAGCCCCUCCCCUAUACAGCAAGUAAUCCAAUAUAUUCAACACGUGCAAUUCCUUUUUUUUUUUUUUAUUACUAUUAAAGCUUUUUAUUUUUCAAAACAUAUGCAUGGAUAGUUCUUCAACAUUAGCCUUGCAAAACUUUGCGUUCCAAUUUUUCUUUCUCUUCCUCCACCCUCUCCCCUAGAUGGCAAGUAGUCAAAUAUAUGUUAAAUUGGGGAGAAAUAUAUGUUAAAUCCAAUAUAUGCAUAAAUAUUUAUUACAAUUAUCUUGCCACACAGUUAAAUCAAGUCAAAACAGGAAAAAAAAAGAGAGAAACAAAAUAAAAUUCAAGCAAACAACAGUUGUUGUUUUAGAAGUGUUUCUUGUGGGCAACAGACUGUAGUAUUUUUUUCUUAUCCAAGUUUUCUCUCUCUUUCAUUUUUAUUGGAUUGUUAAAUCCAUUCACAUUUAAAUCAAUGAGAAUUAGGUUUAUAUUUUUUCCCAUUUGUUUUUAAUAUUAUUUUUAAAAUCCAAAUUAGGGUCCCCCCCUUUUUUUCUCUUUAAAGACAAUACUUUGUCUCUUUAUUUAUUUUAGCUUAAUCUACUUGAAAGCAACUCUAUUCCCUCAGGCUCUCUUCCACUCAUCCAGAAACCCACUACUCUCCUUUGUUAAUCCUUUUUCUACUUUUGGAGAAUUCCUUAAAUUAUUAGUUCCUUUUAAUUUUUUCCAUUUAUUUAAUUAUCUAAAUCUUCUCCUCCUUUUUUACUCAGUUAAAUAGUUGAACAAAAUACCUUUAUUCUCUUGUCCUUCUCCUUUUAUUUUUCACAUUAUUUUUUAUUUUUAAAAUAACAAUGGAACAAUGUCAAGAGUUUUGGACCUGGAUAAAAAAGGCCCGGGUUCAAAUUUGGCCUUAGAUACAAGUUGUGUAACACUGGACAAAUCACUAAAACCUAAGUCUGCCUCACUUUCUUCAACUAUAAAAAUAGGAAUAAUAACAGCUCCUUACCUCCAAUGGUUGUUUUGAUGAUCAAAUGAGAUAAUAUUUGUAAAAUGUUCUAGUGCAAUGUCUUUCACAUAGUAGGUAUUUAAUAAAUGUUUGUUCCCCUU